AAAUAGCUCGACUCGUAGAUGCGUAUUAUAUACUUGUCAAUUUAUGGAUUUUGUUGUAGUUAACUUUUUCCUGCGGUUUUUAUCAUCCAAGCGAUUUCACAAUAUGCUAUAUACAUUGAGCCGCUUAUUACUCGAUCGGCAAAAGUUAAUUGUAGAAUAGAUCGAAUCCAUCAUUGAACGAUUCAUGUUUCGAAUUUUAUCUUGCUUUAGGAUAUAAUCACUAACUUAUAUCAGCAAAUUAACAAUGUGCUCACAUGGGAAUGUUCUUUUCGGACACUGAAUAGAAAAUAUAUUUCUGAGCUUCUAAAAUAACUUUCUAAUCGAUCGUUUUAAAAAAAUAUCGAAAACAUUAUUCAUUUAAUCUUCUAAUAUUUUUUUGAUGAAAUGUAACAAAAAAAAAUUUCUUUUACUGAGGAAAAUUCAUGAAUAAAAAAAUAUUUGAAAUUAUUCUCAUCAAUGCAAAACCCAAUAAAAAACUGCGAAAAUUUGUAAUUAUAUCACAAAUAAAAAUAGAUUGUACAAUUUUAAAAGUAAUCUCGUUACUAAUUGUAUCUGAAUAAAUUAACAUCUCCUCGCGGCAUUGACUUCAGAGUUGCGGAGGUUCUCGUUAGAGGGCAUACAAGUCCAGCAUGUGCCGUCUUGAAUAUACACGCCGGUCCGUGCAAGUCCGUGCACGCACAUAAGGAGCAAAGGCUACACGUGCUUAAUAGCAGCAAGCUAAAUGUUUUAAGUUAAAUUCAUAAAUAAACCUAGAAAGAUGUCUGCAAAAAAACGUCCGUGCCCUGAAACUGAGAUGGAGGUGGAGGUUGUAAAUGAAAUUGAAGGCAAAUCAAAAUCAAAACAACGACCCUCCAAAAGGAAGAGGGUAAAUGAUGCAGAGAUCAGAAAAGUUGCUAUCCCUGCUCAUCGAUAUACUCCUUUGAAAGAAAAUUGGUUGAACAUUUUUACCCCAAUCGUCACACAUCUCAAGGUAAACGUUAGAUGUAAUCUGAAAACAAGAAACGUGGAGAUUAAGCUGAAUGAAGAUACUCCAGAUAUUGCCAAUCUUCAAAAAGCAGCUGAUUUUGUGAAAGCAUUUAUGUAUGGUUUUGAAGUUGCGGAUGCACUAGCUUUAUUACGUUUGGAUGAUUUAUUCAUUGAAACAUUUGAUAUUAAUGAUGUCAAACCUUUGUUGAAAGGCGAUCAUUUAUCUAGAGCUAUUGGUAGAUUAGCUGGAAAAAUGGGACGAACAAAGUUCACCAUUGAAAACACCACAAAAACAAGAAUCGUUUUGGCAGAUUCUAAAAUUCAUAUUUUAGGAUCUUUCCAAAAUAUUGCAAUAGCUAGGAGGUCAAUUUGUAAUUUAAUUUUAGGAACUCCUCCAGCUAAAGUUUAUGGACAGCUCAGAAAUAUUAGUAGUAGAAUGGUAGAAAAAUUCUAAACUCUAGAACUAUUCAUAAAUUAUCAAUUAUGUUGUGUAAUUUUAGCUGAAUAAUUGCUUAUUUUUU
Messenger RNA from Trichogramma pretiosum, 1487 nucleotides. RefSeq names its product RNA-binding protein pno1-like. Bases 758 to 1420 code for a protein of 220 amino acids. The transcript is spliced from 3 exons. Gene Ontology annotation, cellular component: nucleolus. Gene Ontology annotation, molecular function: RNA binding. NCBI's taxonomy places the organism in Eukaryota, Metazoa, Arthropoda, Insecta, Hymenoptera, Trichogrammatidae. The record is from RefSeq and is a predicted model, not a curated record.